Messenger RNA from Hevea brasiliensis (rubber tree), 1685 nucleotides. RefSeq names its product UDP-glycosyltransferase 89B2. The transcript has a single exon. The coding region runs from base 161 to 1561 and encodes 466 amino acids. The record is from RefSeq and is a predicted model, not a curated record. Gene Ontology annotation, molecular function: UDP-glycosyltransferase activity. NCBI's taxonomy places the organism in Eukaryota, Viridiplantae, Streptophyta, Magnoliopsida, Malpighiales, Euphorbiaceae.
CAAAGGUGGGAAAUGGUGGAAAUGCAAAUUGCAAUCAUAAAUGAAUCAUUCAAGAAAUUUACCAUUCUCGACUUUGGAGCUCUCUCAUACUUGUAUAUAUUUGCAUUCUUUAGCUUUCUUUCAUUAAUUUGUCUCUCUCAUACUCCAGAACUUCAAUAUCAUGACAAUUCUACCCACUGAAACUCACAUAUUGAUCUUCCCUUUCCCAGCGCAAGGACACAUGAUGCCUCUCCUUGAUCUAACCCACAAGUUAGCCACCCAUGGUCUAACCAUAACCAUUUUGAUCACCCCCAAAAACCUCCCUUUCUUAAACCCUCUUCUCUCUCUCCACCCAUCAAUCAAAACUCUAGUCCUUCAUUUUCCCACCCAUUCAUCGAUCCCAUCUGGAGUAGAAAACGUCAAGGACAUGCCUUCAAACCCUGUUCAUAUCAUUACCAUGAUUCGCAUCCUAGCUGAGCUUCGCGAUCCUUUGCUCCGUUGGUUCAAAUCCCACCCUUCACCGCCAGUCGCCAUAAUAUCUGAUAUGUUCCUUGGCUGGACCAACCAUUUAGCCAGGCAGCUCAACAUUCGCAGGAUUGUGUUCUCUCCUUCUGGUGCCAUGGCUUUGUCGGUCAUUUAUUCCCUCUGGCGAGACAUGCCUAAGAGAAACCAAAAUGAACUGGUUUCGUUUUCCAGGAUUCCAAAUUCUCCAGAAUUUCCAUGGUUUCAGAUUUCUACUAUUUAUCGCACCUAUGUUGAAGGAGGAACAGAUUCGGAGUUCAUCAAAGAUGCCUUUUGUGCUAAUCUAGCGAGUUGGGGCCUUGUUGUCAACUCGUUCACUGAGUUGGAAGGUGUUUAUUUGGAUCAUUUAAAGAAGGAAUUCGGUCAUCACGAUCAUGUGUGGGCGGUAGGACCUUUGUUCCCCCAUCCUGGGCCCAGCUCUGUUCCGGUGGACGAUGUAUUGACGUGGCUUGACAGGUGUGAAGAUAAUAAGGUAGUUUAUGUAUGUUUUGGGAGUCAAACUUCGUUGACCAAUGAUCAAAUGGAACAGCUUGCUUCAAGUUUGGGGAGAAGUAGGGUUAAAUUCAUAUGGUGCAUCAGGGAGGAGGAACACGUGAGAGGAUAUAACCUGAUCCCAUCUGGGUUUGAAGAUCGGAUGGCUGGGAGGGGACUCAUAAUACGAGGGUGGGCUCCACAGGUAUUGAUUCUAAGUCACCCAGCCGUGGGUGCGUUCUUGACUCAUUGCGGCUGGAACUCGGUCCUCGAAGGGCUAGCAGCCGGCGUGCCAAUGCUUGCAUGGCCUAUGGGGGCUGACCAAUUUGUGAAUGCUAGUCUAUUGGUGGAUAAGUUGAAGGUGGCUGUAAGGGCGUGUGAAGGAGCCACAACCGUGCCAAACUGGGAAGAGUUGGCACGAGUUAUAAAGGAAUCGGUGAGCGAAAACCGAGUGAACAGGGAGAGAGUCCAAAAGUUAAGUAGUGUGGCAGUGGAUGCUAUUAAAGAUGGUGGUGGAAGUUCGGUGAAGGGUUUGGAAAUGUUGGUGCAGAAUCUGGUUAAAUUGAAGCUAAAGUCAAGUGAUUUAUGAAACUCAACAUUGGAUGUUUGAACUUGUAUUUUUUAUGUUUCCUUGUCUAGAGAUUUAUUCUCGUUUGCUUGAUGAUUGGUAAAAAAAUUCUCUAUGCGGACAAACUCAUUUGAUUUACCACUCA